AAUGUCGUAUUCCGUAGUAGAAUACUAUGGCGAAAAUUCAAAGUAUCAGUGUGGAUAUUGUAAGCAGUCGAGUUCGUGCUCAUCUUACGGGAUGUGGGCUCAUAAGCUUAGUUGUCAAGACUACCAGGAGCUGAUUGACCGGGGUUGGCGCCGGUCUGGAUGUUACUGUUACAAACCCAUGAUGGACGUAACAUGCUGUCCCUCGUACACAAUAAAAUGUGAUGCGAUUAAUUUUCGGUUGAACAAGUCUCAUAAGAAAAUCAUAAAACGAAUGAACAAGUUUUUGCGAGACGGAAUAAAGGAAACGUCCGAGCAGGAAGCCCAAUCGAACAUCAACGAUAUAGGUACCCAUCUUGGGAGUGCAUGUGAUCAAGAGCAUACAGAAGUACCUAGCAUGCAACCGCACGUACUUGAUCCGGAUGUGUUGAACACGCUUACACAUGUUAACAGCGAAAAGCGAUCAUCCUCUGCUGACGACAAAACGAGCGCAUUACCUAUCCCUACCUUAAGUGGGGUGGUAAAUUCAUCAACGCAUACGAGCGAUUCAAGCAUAAGUAAUCAGCCAAAGAAAGCAAAACUAAGGCGCAUUGAACGCAAGCGUGAAAAAUUGCAGAAAAAAGGACUAUCUGGCGCAGACAUUGAACAGCUGAUGCAAUCCAAUAACCAAAAAAGUGCGGAAAAAUCUUUAGAAGAGUUUCUUUCGGAAUCCCCACAGGAUAAUGACAGUCCAGCGCAUCGCUUAAAGGUAAAACAAGUAAAUGCAAAUGAUGGUGCUACCGCCGCAACAUUCAAACUUUACAGUUUAUACCAACAAAGCAUCCACAAUGAUCCAGCAUCCAAAUUGAGCAUGGAUCGCUUUAAGCGGUUUCUUGUAAAGUCUCCCCUGAAGAUCGUGACGCUUCUUACUUCGGGAGUAAAAUUCCAAGAGAGCUUGCAUGUUUCUUUUAAUCUGUAUAAAAAGUAUCAGACGGCCAUUCACAAUGACCCACCCGGUGCGAUUGAAGACUAUCUGGACUUUUUGGUGAAAUCGCCAUUAAAGCCUUACCAAGGAUUCGGGACUUUUCAUCAACAGUAUUGGCUGGACGAUCGUUUGAUAGCUGUUGGAGUGAUUGAUGUGCUACCCAAUUGCGUCAGCUCGGUAUAUUUCUUCUACGAUCCUGAAUAUAAAUUUCUAUCGCUUGGUACUUAUGGAUCAUUGCGUGAACUAGCGUAUACACGCUCGCUCUAUAAAGAAUAUCCUAGCAUUUCAAACUAUUACAUGGGGUUCUAUAUUCACUCUUGUCCUAAGAUGCGUUACAAAAGCAAUCUUCAGUUUUCGUAUUUACUUUGUCCGGAAGCAUACACUUGGCAUUUGCUUGAUAGAACAGUUGUAGCGAAGCUAGAUGAAAACAAGUAUAGCCGGCUUAACGAUGAUCCUACAGCGCAAGAUACAAACAAAGCUACCGAACAGGACGUGAACGAUGUGCUCCUAAUUUUUGGUAGAUCCUGCAUGACUUAUACUCAGUAUCUGACGGUCGUGGGCAAGGAAUUGCCUAUAUUGUUCGAAUAUGCUCGCCUGGUGGGAAAAAGUUGCGCAAAGAAAAUGAUGCUUUAUAGGGUAUAGAAAUGUGCAUGACACCGAAGAAUGAUGAAAACUGCAUUGCUUGCAUAAGCUGUUCCUUAAAGUGUGUUGAAUUUCAAAUAAAACCUAAAUGGAAUGUUUA
Molecule: messenger RNA, 1703 nt
Organism: Anopheles merus
Lineage: Eukaryota; Metazoa; Arthropoda; Insecta; Diptera; Culicidae
Gene: Ate1
Product: arginyl-tRNA--protein transferase 1
Exons: 7
Coding region: 2-1603 (533 amino acids)
Biological process (GO): protein arginylation
Cellular component (GO): cytoplasm
Molecular function (GO): arginyl-tRNA--protein transferase activity
Source: RefSeq, a predicted model, not a curated record